Messenger RNA from Peronospora farinosa, 1572 nucleotides. The record is from the annotation of a GenBank genome assembly. Lineage: Eukaryota; Oomycota; Peronosporomycetes; Peronosporales; Peronosporaceae.
AUGGAGUUCACUCCGUCAAGUAGUAGCUUAAGCCACGUCUGGUUAGUGCCAUCGCCUUUAACUACCAGGACAGCACCAAUUCAGAACAUCUCAAGCCUCCAACCAACUCGGAGACUCUACGCCAACAUUCUCGUGGCAGUUUUACAAGCGGUGCAAUUCGGAUGGUCCACUUCGCAAAUGAACAACUCAAUUUUCAAUAACGAACAGGAUUGCAUCGCAAGACCCGUCGUACCCGGCACGUGCCUCAUGUUCCCCGGACAUACUAAGACAGAGUGGACUAUUGCCGUCAGCUCCUGGAUCGUAGGUGGUAUGAUCGGCAGUCUUUUGACCGGACGUGCCUCCAACAAGUUUGGACGAAAGCCUACCAUGAUGGCAAACUGCCUUUUCAUGCUUGCAGGUGGAGUCGUGCAGGCAUCUUCCAGCACCAUUACUAUAUUCACCGUUGGGCGUGUCUUCGCAGGCAUUGCAGCUGGUGGUUCGACCGCUGUUAUCCCUGGAUUUAUCGGCGAAAUCUGUCCGCCGCACCUCCGGAACAAGUUGGGUGUGUGUUUCCAGAUUUCCAUCACAUUGGGUCAUCUACUUGUUGCGAUCACCUUCUUCUUCGCCAGCACUAGUACUGGUUGGAGGUAUAUCGCAGGAUUCCCUAUUGUACUGGCAUUGCUUUUCUUGGGACUGGCACCUUUUGUUCUCGUGGAAAGCCCCGCGUGGUUGUUGAUGGCAGGUCAGCCGGUGCUUGCCGAGCUAGCGCUGGCUCAUCUCUAUGGUUCGGAGAACGUGCAUUUGAUAAAGACCUGGAUGGACCAGGACGAAGCGGCUCCUAGAGUGGGCAUUGGUAGUGAGUAUGUCAUGCCGAUGCAAGACUUGGCGAUGUCGAUGUCUCCAGAAACACCCAAGCAGCGCAACGUCACCCGACUGUUAUCACCUGCACUCAUUCGGCAGCUACUGGUAGCAAUUGGCGUGGCUGGAACCCAGCAGCUCACGGGUGUUAAUGCUGUCUUCUUUUACUCGUCUGGAAUCUUCAAGCAGGCGGGACUCGCAGACGGCCGCAUCGGUGUCUUGCUAGUCAAUUUUGUGAAUGUCCUACCGUCCUUGUUUUGCGGGCUGCUAGCUGCGCGUGUGGGUAAUCGCAUGCUCAUCUUGUGCGGAUUGGUGGGAAUGUUUUGUAGCGCAGUCGGCAUGACGGCUGCACUGGUUGGCCAUGUGCCUGCGCUUGCUAUCGUCUUUACAGCACUCUACGUUACAACGUUCAGUUCAAGUCUCGGACCGUUGGCAUGGGGAGUCAUGGCGGACCUUUUUCCGGACGAUGUUCGAGCCAUGGGAUGUUCCAUUUGUGUAGGUUGUAGCUGGCUGUGUAGCCUUGCCGUGGGUCUAUGCUAUCCGUAUGUUGCCGCUGUUUUCGGCAUCUAUAGCUUCGUGCCUUUCAUGUGUACCGUUACGAUCGCGUUCCUCUUUGUACAAAAUUUCGUGCCGGAGACGUAUGGUAAGACCAUACAAGAGAUUCAAGAUGAGUUUGACGCGCUACGAUGUAAGAAAAGCCGAGAUCAUAUUAACCAGAUUGCCGUACUAGAAUAA